GAAGCUCCCCCGAGCCCACUUACGGCAGGCACCAUGGUCGGCGCUCGCAAGGGCGCCUUCGCCGAGGAGAGCGCUGAGGUGGAAGUGCUCUUCGCGAACAUGGAGAAGAUGAAGACCUUGACCCGCAAGAUCCAGGCAUCGAAGAACAGGCUGGAGACAAGCGGCAAGGCAGUUCAAGAUGCCAUCACCCCCAUUUAUGGCAAUACCCAGAAGCUACAAGUCAUGAAUUCCAAUGUCGACAGGGUACUGGAUGCGAUUGGGCGGAUGCGAGCACCUUUGGAGCAGACAAACCAGGAAGACAGUAUCAUUAAGAGAGGACUCCAGAAUGUCGACCUCCGCGAUUAUAUAGCGUCUCUCGAUCGUACCAACAUGGCUCUGCAAGAACUCAAUCGCACCAACUUCCGCGCAAACCAAGGUGCCAUCAGCGAAAUGACUGCUCUGCUGAAGCGCGGAACGAAAGAGCUAGAAGACGCCUUCCGUCAGAUACUACAACAGAGCUGUGCUCAGAAGGUCGAUCCCUUGGAAUAUGUGGCAAAGAACAACCCCUUCCCUGUUAUGGAACCGGAUAAACUUUCCACUCUUCGGCUGAUAAACACACACAUCUCCAAUUCCUUUGCGCAGUUAUCUCAGUCUGACGGGCGAGAAACACCGACACAAAGGAUCUAUGCCGAAUAUAGGGGUGAUCACAUGGCCAAAUGUCUGCAAAAUCUAGCGGCAGCUUCCGUGGCUACCACGAGGAAAAUGACAGCAGACGCUAUCUAUAAGAUGGGCACUAAUGGUGUGGGAAUAUACGUCCAAGCCAUGGAAGGCUUGUUUGUCGCUGAAUACGACAAUAUCACCAGCAUCUUCCCUCGGGACGAAUGGACAGCCACGUGCACAAACACCUGUAGCCCCCCUUUGAAGGAUUUUGAAAGGACAUUACGGGACUUGAACGGUCACAUCCAACGCAACCUCUUGACGGACUGUUUCCUUGGAUACGAGACGGUUGGUAUUGUGUCGGGUUUCUCCAUCCGCAUCGAGCAAAAGGUGUCGGCUCUAAAGCGUCCGAUUUACGAUAGUGUCAAACCGAUCCGCGAGACGUCCAAGUCAUCUCUCAACAAACUUCUCGAAGACACCAGAACUCAAGUGCAGACGUUGGUGGCUUUGCCACAAGAUGGUGCCACCAUCCCCUUGACUGUAACCAUCAUGAAGCGCCUACAGGAAAUGACCAACUACUUACUACCGCUAUCCGGGAUUCUUGCAUCUUUGGGUGACGGUGGUUGGAAAGCUGGUUCGUCCAACAACUCUUCAUCCUCGCUGCCCAUGACCCUAGAUGUGAGCCCCAAUACGAUGCAGCUUUUCGAACAUUAUUGCGCCGACACGAUCGAUACGCUACUACAGAACCUGGAGGGCAAGAGUAGGAUGUUGCUGAAGGGCAAGAACCUACAGGGAGUGUUUGUGGGAAACAACGUAGCUGUGGCCGAUAGAAUGAUACGGUCUUCAGAGCUUGCACCGAUACUCGAAAAUUACGUCAAUAGAAAGCUUGAGCCAUGGAAAAAGAAGGCAUCGGCCAUGUAUCUGGACGCAUGGAGAGAGCCCUCUGGUUAUCUUCUGGAUGUGCAGUAUACAAACCGGAAAGAACGACCACAUUCUGGCGGAGGAGCAGCGCUCGAUUCGGUUGCCAUUGUCAAAGCGCUCGGGUCUAAAGACAAGGACGCCAUCAAGGAGAAAUUCAAGAACUUCAACACGAGCUUCGACAACCUUGUGUCGCAGCACAAGUCGUACAAGAUGGAACGAGAAGUACGGUCACACCUUGGGCGCGAGGUGCAGAACAUCAUGGAGCCUCUGUACGGCCGAUUCUGGGAUCGCUACCACGAGAUCGACAAGGGCAAGGGCAAGUAUGUGAAGUACAGCAAGGUGGAUCUAAACCAGCUGCUGAGCGGACUAUCGUGA
Messenger RNA from Periconia digitata, 1932 nucleotides. Lineage: Eukaryota; Fungi; Ascomycota; Dothideomycetes; Pleosporales; Periconiaceae. The record is from the annotation of a GenBank genome assembly.